Molecule: messenger RNA, 690 nt
Organism: Otolemur garnettii (small-eared galago)
Lineage: Eukaryota; Metazoa; Chordata; Mammalia; Primates; Galagidae
Product: acyl-protein thioesterase 1-like
Exons: 1
Coding region: 1-690 (229 amino acids)
Biological process (GO): protein depalmitoylation
Cellular component (GO): cytoplasm
Molecular function (GO): palmitoyl-(protein) hydrolase activity; carboxylic ester hydrolase activity
Source: RefSeq, a predicted model, not a curated record
AUGUGCGGCAAUAUCGUGUCUGUUCUGCUACCUGUCAUUGUGCCUGCUGCCCAGAAGGCCACUGCUGUGGUGAUUUUCCUUCAUGGAUUGGGGGAUACUGGGCAUGGAUGGGCAGAAGCCUUUGGCGGUAUCAGAAGCUCACAUAUGAAAUAUAUCUGCCUGCAGGCGCCAGUUAUGCCUGUGACAUUGAAUAUGAACAUGGCUGUGCUUUCUUGGUUUGUUAUUAUUGGGCUGUCACCAAGGUCACAGGAAGAUGAACCUGGAAUUAAACAUAUAGCAGAAAGUAUAAAGGCUUUGAUAGAUCAGGAGGUGAAGAAUGGCAUUCCUUCUAACAGAAUUAUUUUGGGAGGAUUUUCCCCGGGUGGAGCUUUAUCUUUCUACGCUGCUCUCACCACCCAGCAGAAGCUGGCAGGUGUCACUGCACUCAGUUGCUUGCUUCCACUUCGGGCUUCAUUUCAGGGUCCUAUCAGUGGCGCUAACACAGAUAUUUCUAGUCUUCAGUGUCAUGAAGAUUGCGACCCUCUGGUUCCCCUGAGGUUUGGUUCUCUUACUGCUGAAAAACUAAAAACAUUGGUAAAUCCAGCCAAUGUAACCUUUAAGACCUAUGAAGGCAUGAUGCGCAGUUUGUGUCAGCAGGAAAUGAUGGAUGUCAGGCAAUUCACUGAUCAACUUCUACCUCCAAUUGAUUGA